Messenger RNA from Magnolia sinica, 2181 nucleotides. RefSeq names its product inactive protein RESTRICTED TEV MOVEMENT 2-like. Lineage: Eukaryota; Viridiplantae; Streptophyta; Magnoliopsida; Magnoliales; Magnoliaceae. Bases 853 to 2181 code for a protein of 442 amino acids. The record is from RefSeq and is a predicted model, not a curated record. The transcript is spliced from 2 exons.
AAGUUUUGGAUCAAGCUUAUCUUUAUUUUUAUCCUUCAUCCAAGUUUGUGUGACCAAGUCAACAGGUUGGAUGGUAAAUAAUCGUUAGGAAAAAUAUUGGUGGGCCCUAAGAAGUUUGUAACGUGAAGCAUUCAACCACUACAGUUUCUUAUGGUAUGGUCCACCUAAGAUUUGGAUAUUCUUCAUUUUUGGGCUCAUGCCCUUAAAUGAUCUAGCAAAACGUAUAAAUGGCGUGGAUAUUCAAUACGUACAUCAAGGUGGGGCCCACGGUAAGGGCUGCACCAUCUUGGGUGAGACCCAGGCUGCACCUAAGGAAGUUUUUAAUGGUGGGCGUUCAAUGACCACUGUUUCCUGUAAGUGUGGUCCACCUGAGAUUUUUACAUGUUUCAUUUUUGGACCUAUGCUAUAAAAUGAUCUAAAAAAACAGAUAGAUCACCUGGAUAUACAAUGCAUACAUCGAGGUGGGCCCCAUGGUCAGGGUCCCACGCACAUAGCUGCACCCGGGCACUACGUCGCGUCCCAUCAACCAACCCUUCCAACGCAUGCAAGAGAGAAGGAAUUUAACGUUUGCCCAUUUAAGAGGUGAUCACAACACCACCGCCAAAGUAUCAUCGAAUCAAUGCAAAAAUUCCAAACAGUAAGAAUUAGAAAUUAAAGGAAUAGCUCUUUUGGAAGAAAACCCAAAUCGCAUUUUUUUUUUCUCUUUCUUGCCUUCCAAGAGAACCCAAAUCGAAUUUUGCCAUCCAAACGCGUCCACAUAACGUCUAUAUAAAUCCAUGCAAGCUCUUACUUUCUCAUUCCAAACAUCUCACAAGUUCUCUAUGUACACAUAAGCCUCAAACAAGUACUGGAAUGGGACAAGAGACAAGUACUGGAAUGGGAAAAGUUAGAAAAUCACGAGCUACUGUGGGCCCCACUUACGAAGAUUUCGAGCCGUUGAUCGAUUGGGUCCAAGAGGAAGAACAUGAUACUAUCUUCGUCAAUCUGCCAGGAUUCAAAAAAGAGCAACUAAAAAUCGAAGUCAAUGAACUCCGCAAGAUGAAGAUCAGCGGGGAACGCCUGAUCCAGGGUAACAAUUGGACUCGAUUCUGCCACGAAUUCGCUGUGCCUGAUUACUGUAAUUUGAGCAAGAUAUUAUGUAUAGAUUUCGCGAAUGGAAUUCUUUCUGUGAGCCUGCCAAAAAUGACCACUCAAACGAGUGGACAAGAUCAACGUCCGCAGACCAAAGAAUCAGUAGAAAAGUGUGCGCCUCCAACUCCAGCAGUAGUUCAACAUCCGCAGACCAAAGAAUCAGUAGAAUAUCGUGCGCCUCGUGCGCCUCGUGCGCGUCCAACUGUAGUAGAUCAAGUUCAACAUACGCAGUCCAAAGAAUGCGUAUGUAAGGUUGGGACUCAGACUCCAAAUGCUGCAGAAGAUCUACAUCAGCCAACAAAAGAAUCCAUAACAAAGGUUGCGACUCAGACUCAAAAUGCUGCAGAAGAUCAACAUCGGCCAACCAAAGAAUCCAUAACAAAGGUUGAGAGUAAAAUUUUUGUACAAGAUCAAUGUCCGCGGACGAAAGAAUCCAUAACAAAGAUUGAGACUCAAACUGCCAUACAAGAUCAACAUCGGCCUACCGAAGAAUCCAUAUCAAAGGUUGAUAUUCAAAUUUCCGUACAAGAUCAACGUCGGCCAACCGAAGAAUCCAAAUCAAAGGUUGAGAUUCAAAUUGCGGUACAAGAUCAACAUCCGCCGACCGAAGAAUCCAUAUCAAAGGUUCCCCUACAAGAUCAACAUCCACCAAUCAAAGAAUCCAUUGGGGAGAAAACAGCUGAGCCUCCCAUCUACAAACAAGAUCAACCUGUGCUGAAAGCCGGGUCUCCAAUCGAAAAACAAGAUCAACCUAUGCUGAAAAAUGAGAUUCCAGUGGACAGACAAGAUCAACCUAUGCUGAAAGCUGAGACUCUAAUGGACAGUCAAGAUCAAUCUAUGCUGAAAGAUGGGCCUCUAAUCGACAGACAAGAUCAACCUAUGCAAUUCAAAGAAAGUUACAAAUAUAGUAAAGAAAGUUGUGAGUAUAGCAAAGGCAGCUCCCUCAUUGGAUUGAAUAGGCCUAGAGAAUUGAAUGUGAAUGUGGUAGUCGCAACUAUGGUUGGGCUGGCACUCGGGAUUGGUGUAACGUACUGUGCUAAACGCCGUUAA